CUGAGGUUCCUUCUACCAUGGAUGGGUAGAGAGGGCUCAGGCUCAUCCUGGUUAAUGGACCAUCCGCCCCCAUUGGCCCUGCCCUUGCGAUGCAGAGCUGAGAGGACUUUGUAAGGGGACCCUUGGUGGGGGCAUUGCCCUGUGUUCUUUGGGAGAGGGGCCCAGGGCACUCAUUGGGCUCUGUCCCCGCUGCCCUUAGAGGAUGUGUGGAAACCCUUCCCCCACUGGCCUCUUGCUUCACUGGUGCCUUGACGGGAGGGGCUGGUCUCCUCUACGACUCCAGGCUACCUCAGUGUCCCCAUCUUUGCCACAGAUGCACCGGCACCUCCCCCUGGGAGGAGUGAUGGUUUUGUUUUGUUUUAUUUUUCUAACUCUGCUGACCGUGAAUAAAAGACCAAAACACUACAAUCUGGCUUGAGUACUGCUGGCGGGUGGGUAGGUGAGAAGGAGGCGGGCGGCAGGGAGAGGCCUGCAUGGGGGUGGGGACCAGGAGUCUGGCAGGGAGGCUGCCACGUGCAGAGUUGGGGCGCCAGGCCUUGGGAGAUCCUGGGACCUGGAGGCUGACGGGGCCUGUGCCUCCCGCCCGAGCGGCCCUCAAGCCCCUGAGACUGCUCCUGGGGAGAGCCCUCCCUUGCCCACCAGGAGGGGGCCGACUCUGGGAGGGCUCUGGGACGGCAGAUUAGGGCCUAGGGGGCCACGUGACCCUCCCCCAGGAAUGCGGUGACGUCACAAGGGGCGUGGCUGUCCCCAAAAUUGGGGAGGAAGGGAAAAAAAGCUAGAGAAAGUUUCUUUCCUGGAGUCCCAAACGAGGUCUGGGACGGGAAGGGGGUGGGUCAAAGACACAGGACCAGGAGUUUGUGGGGCCCUGACUGCUGUUUGGAGUUACCCCAUUCCAGGCCAUGUCGGGACCCACCUGGCUCCCCCCGAAGCAGCCAGAGCUCUCCAGAGCCCCUCAGGGGAGAGCACUCUCCAGAGGUGCCCCAGGGCCACCACCAGCCCACGGAACAGCACUCCAGCCCCAUCCCAGAGCCAGUUUUUGCCCCCUCCCAUCUGAGCAGUGUUACCAGCCCUCUGGGGGACCAGAGGAUCGGGGGCCAGCCUGGGUGGGGUCCCAUGGACCACCCCAGCGUUCGCAGGGGCUCACUCCAGAGCGGGGGUGCCUGCGCCCAGCAAGUCUGGAUGCUGAGAUAGAUUCGCUGACCAGCAUGCUGGCUGAGCUGGAUGGGGGUCGUGGCCAUGCGCCGCAGCGACCAGACCGACAGGCUUAUGAGCCCCCUCAGCUACCUGCCUAUUGCUCAGGCUCCCUGAAGCCUAAUGGAGGAGGGGGUGUUCCAGCCCCGCUGCUCCCAGCGUCCCCCUAUGGGGGCCCCACUCCAGCCUCCUAUGCUACUGCCAGCACCCCAGCUGGCCCUGCCUUCCCUGUGCAAGUGAAGGUGGCCCAGCCAGUAAGAGGCUGUGGGCCGCCUAGGCGGGGGGCCUUUCAGGCCUCAGGGCCUCUCCCAGGCCCCCACUUUCCUCUCCCAGGCCGAGGUGAAGUCUGGGGGCCUGGCUAUAGGAGCUCCCGUGAGCCAGGACCAGCGGGUAAAGAAGAGGCAGCAGGGGUCCCUAGCCCUGGAAGAGGCAGAGGAGGCGGGCAUGGACCCCAGGUUCCCCUGAGCCAGCCUCCGGAGGAAGAACUGGAGAGACUGACUAAGAAGUUGGUGCACGACAUGAACCACCCGCCCAGCGGGGAGUACUUUGGCCGAUGUGGUGGCUGUGGAGAAGAUGUGGUCGGGGAUGGGGCUGGUGUUGUGGCCCUCGACCGUGUCUUCCAUGUUGGCUGCUUCGUGUGUUCCACCUGCCAGGCCCAGCUCCGGGGCCAGCACUUCUAUGCUGUGGAGAGGAGGGCAUAUUGCGAGAGCUGCUAUGUGGCCACCCUGGAGAAAUGCUCCACGUGCUCCCAACCCAUCUUGGACCGGAUCCUGCGGGCUAUGGGGAAGGCCUACCACCCUAGCUGCUUCACCUGCGUGGUGUGCCACCGUGGCCUGGAUGGCAUCCCCUUCACUGUGGAUGCCACCAGCCAGAUCCACUGCAUUGAGGACUUCCACAGGAAGUUUGCCCCACGAUGCUCAGUGUGUGGUGGAGCCAUCAUGCCUGAGCCAGGUCAGGAGGAGACAGUGAGAAUUGUUGCUCUGGAUCGCAGUUUUCACAUUGGCUGUUACAAGUGUGAGGAAUGCGGGCUGCUGCUAUCCUCAGAGGGGGAAUGUCAGGGCUGCUACCCACUGGAUGGACACAUCUUGUGCAAGGCCUGCAGUGCCUGGCGCAUUCAAGAGCUCUCAGCCACUGUCACCACUGACUGCUGAGUCUUCUUACAAGCAUCUGCUGCGAUCUUAGUCCCCAUCCAUCACCUUCCCUGACAUCUGCCUUUACAACUUUGUCACCAAAUGCUGUUUUUUCUGCCUCCACUCAUGAAAUAAUAAUCUCUCAAGAGUUUACAAAACACUUUCAAGUCUGUGGUCUCACAGCAGCCCAAUACAAGCAUGACUGUUGUCACUGCAGAGCUGA
Messenger RNA from Chinchilla lanigera (long-tailed chinchilla), 2544 nucleotides. It is a transcript of the gene Trip6, whose product is annotated as thyroid hormone receptor interactor 6. The record is from RefSeq and is a predicted model, not a curated record. Bases 900 to 2342 code for a protein of 480 amino acids. The transcript is spliced from 9 exons. Gene Ontology annotation, biological process: positive regulation of non-canonical NF-kappaB signal transduction. Lineage: Eukaryota; Metazoa; Chordata; Mammalia; Rodentia; Chinchillidae.